GCCGCUGGGGUUGACUGUUACCACCAGGACACGAAACCAUGUCUGACGGCGGCCACGACGAUCACGGGCACGAUGUCCACUUCGAGUCGGCCGAUGCCGGCGCGUCGCUGACCUACCCCCAGCAGGCCGGUACCGUGCGCAAGAAUGCUUACAUGGUGAUCAAGGGCCGCCCCUGCAAGGUGGUGGAUGUGGCCACCUCCAAGACGGGCAAGCACGGCCACGCCAAGUGCGCCUUUGUGGCUGUCGACAUCUUCACCGGCAAGAAGAUGGAGGACCUGUCGCCCUCCUCCCACAACGUGGACGUGCCCCACGUCUCCCGCACCGACUACACGCUGCUGGACAUUGGCGACGACGGCUUUGUGUCGCUGAUGGCGGAGAGCGGCGACACCAAGGACGACCUGCAGCUGCCCUCGGGCACCGACGACGCCGAGAAGCUGGCGGUGCAGAUGAAGGCGGACUUUGAGGCGGGCAGGGAGCUCACGGUGUCGGUGAUGAAGGCCAUGGGCGAGGAGCAGAUCUGCGCCAUCAAGGUCACCGGCCAGGCCUAAGCGCCCCGGCAGCGGCACUAGCAGCGGCAGCAGCAGCGGCGGCGGCCGCG
This is a messenger RNA of Chlorella variabilis, 598 nucleotides long. RefSeq lists its product as hypothetical. Gene Ontology annotation, molecular function: RNA binding; translation elongation factor activity; ribosome binding. NCBI's taxonomy places the organism in Eukaryota, Viridiplantae, Chlorophyta, Trebouxiophyceae, Chlorellales, Chlorellaceae. The coding region runs from base 39 to 548 and encodes 169 amino acids. The transcript has 7 exons. Gene Ontology annotation, biological process: positive regulation of translational termination; positive regulation of translational elongation. The record is from RefSeq and is a predicted model, not a curated record.